CUCCCCGGCGUGCCGAGUCGGCGCUUGUCAGCGGAGCACCGGUGUGCCCAAACUCGCUCCGCGUGUCCCCGGGUCCCCUCGGCAGCCAGCGAUGACCGAUGCGGUGGUGGGCGGCAGCUCUGACCGGUGGAUGUGCCCCGGCGACAGGACCAUGUCUCUCCGGGCCAGCAGCGAGAAGGAGCAGCUCCCCGCCGGCUGGGCAGCGCGGGGCGGCCAGCCCGACCGGCAGCGCAAGAGCGAGGAGCUGACGGACGAGGAGAAAGAGAUCAUCAACCGAGUCAUCGCCCGGGCCGAGAAGAUGGAGGAGAUGGAGCAGGAGCGCAUCGGGCGACUGAUGACCCGGCUGGAGGACAUGCGCCGGAGCGUGCUGGGGGACGGGGUGAACCGCUGCAUCCUCUGCGGGGAGCAGCUGGGGCCGCGGGGAUCCGCCUGCGUCGUCUGCGAGGACUGCAAGAAGAACGUCUGCACCAAGUGCGGGGUGGAGACCACCAACAGCCGGCCCCACGCCAUCUGGCUCUGCAAGAUCUGUAGCGAGCAGCGGGAGGUGUGGAAGCGCUCCGGCGCCUGGUUCUUCAAGGGUUUGCCCAAGCAAGUGCUGCCCCAGCCGAUGCCCGUCAGCAAGAACAAGGGACCCCAAGCCCUGAGUGAGCCUAGCUCAUCAGAGCCGCCUGCCCAGGACCCAAAACUCCCCUCCCGUGCGCCCACCCGAGGCCAGGCGGACGCCAGGCCCCCGGCCGAGCAGGACUCCGAUGGCAGCGAUGCGAUGGCGGCUGCCCGGGGGAGCUACGUGGCGCCCGGCCGCAAACCGGCUGAGGGAAGGCCAGGCCCGUGCGGCAGCGAGCACGCCGGCGGGGAUGCCGACAGCCGCGACUACGCUGCCGAGAGCGGGGUCAGCAGGAGCCCUGGCGUGAAGAGGACCAACUCCCUGCAAGCCCCACGGCCGCCUCCACCAGCUACUGCCGGCCCUGGUCCUGGUCCCAGUCCUGGUCCCAGUCCAGCAGCACCCCCAGCGCCGCCGGCAGCGGGAAGACCGGGUCCCGGGGUGGCCAGCCGGUUCCCGGAGAGACAAGCGAGCCCACCGCUGGGACCCCAGCCGGCCCGCGCCGCUGCCAGGGAGGAGCGAGGAGGGGGCUACGCCGUGCCCCCCGCCAGAGAGGAGAGGCCAGCCUGGCAGCCCCCCGCCUUCCCGCAGCCCCCCAUCCCGCCGGCACCAGCCGCCCCGCUGCGGCAGCCGCCCCAGGAGGAAGAGGAGGAGGAUGCCAACAGCUACGACUCUGAUGAAGGCACUACGCUGGGAGCGCUGGAGUUCAGCCUGCUCUACGACCAGGAGAACAGCUCCCUGCACUGCACCCUCAUCAAGGCCAAAGGCUUAAAGCCAAUGGACUCAAACGGCCUGGCGGAUCCCUACGUCAAACUGCACCUCUUGCCUGGAGCCAGCAAGUCAAAUAAGCUGAGGACGAAGACGCUGCGCAACACCCGUAACCCCGUGUGGAAUGAGACCCUGGUGUACCACGGCAUCACAGAUGAGGACAUGCAGAGGAAAACCCUCAGGAUCUCCGUGUGUGAUGAAGACAAAUUUGGCCACAACGAGUUUAUUGGAGAAACUAGAGUUUCCUUGAAAAAACUCAAAGCCAAUCAGAAAAAGAACUUCAACAUCUGCUUGGAGAGAGUAAUACCAAUGAAGCGUGCUGGAACGACCGGCUCAUCCCGUGGGAUGGCACUGUACGAAGAGGAGGUAGAUCGUGGCGGGGAUGUGGAGGAGCGUGGGAAGAUCCUCGUGUCCCUCAUGUACAGCACCCAGCAGGGCGGCCUGAUUGUCGGCAUCGUACGCUGCGUGCAUUUAGCAGCCAUGGAUGCCAACGGAUACUCAGACCCUUUCGUUAAACUUUGGCUGAAACCUGACAUGGGAAAAAAGGCCAAGCACAAGACACAGAUUAAGAAGAAAACAUUGAAUCCUGAGUUUAAUGAGGAGUUCUUCUACGAUAUAAAACACAGCGAUCUGGCCAAGAAGUCACUGGACAUUUCUGUCUGGGAUUACGACAUCGGCAAAUCGAAUGAUUACAUCGGUGGCUGUCAACUCGGCAUUACGGCUAAGGGGGAGCGCUUGAAACACUGGUAUGAAUGUUUGAAGAACAAGGACAAGAAGAUUGAACGCUGGCACACCCUCCAAAAUGAGAACCACAUUGCCAGUGAUUAAAGGGAGCCGCUGCCCGAACCUCCCCAAACGGCCCAUCCUCUGCCAAGCCCCUGUAGAUCUCUGAUGUCCGUCUUCCAGCGCAGUCAUGCCUUGCUACACACCUCUGGUCCCAGGGCAGCAACGCUCUUCUGCCUCCUCCAAGCAUCCUCUGUGCCCUGUCCUCACCUCCACCUGAAAACUAACCCAGAUCUUUUAUAUUCUCUUCCUUUGGUUUUUUUUGGGGGGGAUGUCACUGAAUUAUCCUGGUGUGUAAUUUUGUCAAGCAAUAGUUACCCUCUGACUGUUCCUCUUUCUCACUAGUCUCACGCGCGCCGUGAUAGCGUUCCUGUUGUGUGUGUGAUGCUCUGUGUUCCUCCAGCCUCCGCUCGCGUGGCUCGUCCCAUCAC
Molecule: messenger RNA, 2583 nt
Organism: Gymnogyps californianus (California condor)
Lineage: Eukaryota; Metazoa; Chordata; Aves; Accipitriformes; Cathartidae
Gene: RPH3A
Product: rabphilin 3A
Biological process (GO): intracellular protein transport
Cellular component (GO): membrane
Molecular function (GO): small GTPase binding
Source: RefSeq, a predicted model, not a curated record